Messenger RNA from Frankliniella occidentalis (western flower thrips), 2465 nucleotides. RefSeq lists its product as uncharacterized. The record is from RefSeq and is a predicted model, not a curated record. The transcript has 6 exons. Bases 361 to 2301 code for a protein of 646 amino acids. NCBI's taxonomy places the organism in Eukaryota, Metazoa, Arthropoda, Insecta, Thysanoptera, Thripidae.
GGUCGCUCGCGGGGGGCACGGACGGCGUCUGUCUCUACCCCCGGGAGCGACCGGCAGCGCCAUCUACCAGCGCAAUGUGGAGGCACGGCCGCGCCGGUCGGUUGAGCGUUCCGCCGAGAGAGGGCGCGCGCCACGCGCGCUGCGGCCGGUAGCCAGCGCGCGAAACCUUGGCGCGGGCGCGAUAUUUGAAACGCUGCGGAAUAGGGUCAAGCAUCAGCAAAAAUCGCGACCCUCACGCAUCACGCAUCUGACGUCGCACCGAACGCCCACACCGAUGAAAUCUCGCGUAUAAGAGCGAUUAUUUGCGAACUGUCACCCUACUUUGUACUGUCAGUCUGCGCGGUGUGGGUGUAUCCAGGCAUGCCGUCGUCGUGGACUUCGACGAGACCGACCAUGCUGCUGCUGAUAGUCAUGCUCUGCACGGCGCCCUUGUACGUGUUCCCCUGCGAGGGCUGGGUGUUCCGUGGCGUGGUGCCGCAGGACGCGCCCGUGGUCAGCGUGGCCGUCUGGGAGUCGCGGGCGUUCCUGGCCGUGCCCAGGGUGUGGCGCGACCCCCGCGACGCCCACUGCACCUUCCUGCACGACGGCCCCACCCUGCUGGUCGCGCCGUGGCCCGAGCCCGGGCAGCCGUGCCUCCAGCACAACGCCACCCUGGCCGCGAGGUUGCACAGGGCCAGGGCCUUGCUGCGCAGGACGCCCGCCACGCGCGCCUUCCCGAACCCCGAGGAGCAGGAGCUGGCCCGGCCCGACUGCCUCCAGAGCGCCACGGCCGUGGCCCUGGAGUGCGCCCGGGGCGCGGCGCGCCUCUGGGUGCUGGACAGCGGGGAGGUGCCGACGCACGCGCUGGCCCCGGCGGCGGGCCCGGGCAGGGCGCGCUGCCCGCCCAAGGUGGUCGUGUACAACCUGAGGGGCAACAACCAGAGGCUGUGGACGAGGCCCUUCGACGGGGUGCCGAGCAGCGCCAUCUCUGGGCUCGUCGUGGACCCCACUACCGAGGACACCAGAGCGUACGUCGGCUACCCGGACGCCCCCGGCGGUGCGGCAAUCAUCGUCCUGAGCUGGAAGAGCAAGGCCUUCUGGCAGGUGCGCCUUCAGGGCAUGACGGUGCCCGGCGCGCAGCCACGCCCUGGGACAACGCCCGCGCCGACAGGACGUCGAGGACGCGGCUCUCGGAGGCGCUUACCACGCCAGGCCAUGCGAUCUGACCAGGAUCCCCGCGAGGCGUUUCCCACGACGUUCGCACCUUCUUCCCAGUGGGACGUGGCCGUGCUCAGGGCCGCGUCCAAGAAGCCCCGGAUGGUGAUCGCACCCCGGGAGUCGCCCUUCAUGUUCGACGUCACGCUGGACGGACUUCGAGGACCCGGGCCGGACGCCAACCACAGAAACGACGCCUUGGUGCCUACCUCGGAGCUCGGCGCUCGACGUCUGGUCCGCAAGCCGGGGCCGGGGCCGUCUUCGGGGCUGCUGGGCGACCCCUCGGGGGGCUUGCUCUUCUUCCAGGCCGGCCCCGAUGGGGGUGCCGUCAUGCGCUGGGACCCGCGCCUCGGCGCAGGCCCCCGCGGCUACGUCGUGGUCCACCGCGACAACGGCACGCUGCCCCUCACGUCCGCCGUCUUCCUCGACGGCCAGGGCGCGGCCUGGGCGGCGUGCACGACGUUCGCCCCGCACCUCGGCGACGGCGGCAUCCACCAUGCCGACGAGGACGCCGAUGACUACGAAGAAGAAGACGACGAGAGCGAGGACGAGAGCGACGAAGAAAAUGGUGUCAUCAACAAUGAGGAUCAUGAUGAUUUGGAAAUAGACCAUUUCGAUGAUGGGGAUCAUUACAUCGACAACGCGCCGCCGCCGCCGCCACCACCACCAUCACCAACAUUCCGGAGGAGUAACAGCUGUCGCUACCCUAGAGCAGUGGGAUGGAAGAUCAGAGAGGUUGCACAACGUCAGGAUGACGGCAGCCGCCAGGACUCCGAAGAGCACGCCGCCGAGCCCCAGGAGUACGUGUGCAUGUCUCCCGCUGACGCGCCGUCCAAGGCCAUCAGAGUGGCGCCCUGUGCGUCCGCUGCUCAGACGGGACCCUCCCGAAGAGUCGCUUCGAGGACGAGAAGACCGGUGAAGGAGCAGGACGACGUCAACACCAUGAUGAUCACCAGGAGGGCGGGACAGUUCGACGGCUCGGGACUCCGGACAUCGGCGGGCCACCACAAGACUGUCCUGGUGCACGACGGACACCCCGCCCGCGGCCCCUCCGCUCGCCGCCCCCGCGACCCCACCCACUGCGUCCGGCUACACUGGGACGAGUAGUGGGGACAUAAUUUCAUUCAAUGUCUGCAAAAAUCGAGAAAUAACAAACAAAAACACGUUCUUAUAAUUUAUUGUUAAUGUUUUCAAUGUGAAGAAAUAUCCCAAAAUACCUUAUGGUUGAGCAAGAUUAAUUAUUGAUCAUUAAUUAUUCAUCAUUAUUUGGA